AUGGAAGCUUUUGAACUUAAUGAUCCAAUAUCAGAAAUUGUUGAUUCAGAUUAUGAUACUCACGAUACUCAUAAUCCUUAUAAUAUUCAUGAUAUUCAUAAUAUUCAUGAUACUCAUGAUACUUACAAUACUCAUGAUACUCAUGAUACUCAUGAUACUCAUGAUACUCACGAUACUCAUGAUAUUCACGAUACUCAUAAUACUUAUAAUACUUAUGAUACUUAUGAUACUCAAGAUACUUAUGAUAAUCAUAAUAUUCAUAGUACUGAUGGUUAUAAAGGUUGGAAGUGUUUAUAUUGUAAUGAACAAAAUCCACGUGCAUCUGAUAUGAAUAUGAAUGCGCAUUUAGCUUUAAAUUGUAAAAAAGUUCCACUUAAUAUUAAACAGGAUCUUUUACAAAAAUUUCUUAUACCAAAUCAAAAAAAAAUCAAAACAGUGAUAGAUAUUCUCACUGAUUUUUGCAAAAAUUUAUAUACUUCAUACAAACCACCUGACCAAAAAAGUUUAAGUAAUAAUUGGCUUAAUUUUGAAACAGCACGAGUUAUAGUAGCUAUGGAAAAAGAACUUCAACAUAAAAGUAAUCUUACAUUAG
Racocetra fulgida is the source of this 592-nucleotide messenger RNA. The record is from the annotation of a GenBank genome assembly. NCBI's taxonomy places the organism in Eukaryota, Fungi, Glomeromycota, Glomeromycetes, Diversisporales, Gigasporaceae.